Molecule: messenger RNA, 780 nt
Organism: Lathyrus oleraceus (garden pea)
Lineage: Eukaryota; Viridiplantae; Streptophyta; Magnoliopsida; Fabales; Fabaceae
Exons: 1
Coding region: 1-780 (259 amino acids)
Biological process (GO): proteolysis
Molecular function (GO): aspartic-type endopeptidase activity
Source: RefSeq, a predicted model, not a curated record
AUGAACGCUGCUCAAAAUUCCCAGUUCCAAGAGGAAACAAGAAAAAAUCAUAGGAACACGACCGUUUCUAUCAAAAAUCUUGAAGUUCAUAUGGGUCAGAUAGCACAACAAAUGACAGGUUCUCAAAUACAAGGCUCCUUACCAAGUGAAACAAUACAAAAUCCAAGAAAUCAUGAGAAUGUUAAUAUUGUCACGAAUAGAAGUGAGAAGGCUGCUAAAGAUGAAGAAGUUAUACCACCAGUAAAUCUAAUUAAAAAUAAAAACAAAAAAGACACUAAACCUAUGAUUAAGUUACCCUAUCCUCAGAGAGUAACAAAGAAGGAACAUAGAGAGACAACCUUUGAGAAAUUUAUCACAAUAUUAAAAAAGAUAGAGAAUCAUAUGCCUUUUCUUGAAGCACUCAAACAAAUGCCCAUGUACAUAAAAUUCAUGAAAGAGGUAAUCGCUGAAAAGAUACCAAUAGGAGAUGGGUCGGUAGCCUUGAAUGAAAAGUGUAGUGCAAUAUCACCAAGUAGGAGAAUCCCAAGCAAACAGAAGUAUCCUGGAGCAAUCACGGUCCCGUGCACUAUAAAUGACAGAACUUUCAAAAAUGUACUAAUUGAUUCUGGAGCCAGUGUGAGUCUGAUGCCACUGUCAAUCUAUAAAAGGCUUGAUAUUAGAAAUGUCAGUGAUACAAGGGAAAAUCUAAAGUUUGCAGAUCACUCCAUAAAGAACGCAUAUGGGAUAGAAGAAGACAUACUGGUGAAAAUAGAGAAAUUUAGUUUCCUGUUGAUUUUGUGA